Messenger RNA from Lodderomyces pseudojiufengensis, 2421 nucleotides. RefSeq names its product alpha-1,2-mannosidase MNL1. Gene Ontology annotation, cellular component: membrane; endoplasmic reticulum. NCBI's taxonomy places the organism in Eukaryota, Fungi, Ascomycota, Pichiomycetes, Serinales, Debaryomycetaceae. The record is from RefSeq and is a predicted model, not a curated record. Gene Ontology annotation, biological process: endoplasmic reticulum mannose trimming; carbohydrate metabolic process; mannose trimming involved in glycoprotein ERAD pathway. Gene Ontology annotation, molecular function: mannosyl-oligosaccharide 1,2-alpha-mannosidase activity; calcium ion binding. Bases 1 to 2421 code for a protein of 806 amino acids. The transcript has a single exon.
AUGUUAUUCAAGAUCAUACUGUAUCACAUAAUAGUUAUCGUGUAUAUACUAUGCGUCAAACUUACAACUGCAAAAUCACCUUACAAUUCAUCAUUUACUCCUGAACAUUUAAGAUACCUUAAAAAUGAAACCAAGGAGUUAUUUAAGCAUGCUUGGAACUCAUACAUGGAGUUUGGCUUUCCCUUUGACGAAGUUCGACCGUUGACUUGCGAACCUUAUGGGCCAGAUUAUAAGGAUUAUUCAAAUACUGUAAGAAAUGAUGCUAUGGCUAAUAUCUCACUGACAAUUUUAGAUAAUUUAGACACAUUAAUCAUUAUGGAGCAAUGGAAUGAGUUAGAUUAUGUUUUGGAAUACUUGAAUACUAAUCAAAAUAACUUCUUUGACAAGAACUCCAUUGUUCAGGUGUUUGAGACAACUAUUCGUUUUUUGGGUGGACUCAUGAGUGCUCAUUUAAUCUUGACCGAUGUCAAAUUCAAACCUCGUCAGACUAAUAAUACGAAGUUCAUGAAAAUUUUGAAAAAUUAUGAUGGAUUUCUACUAAAGAUGGCUCAUGAUUUAGGUUUAAGACUAAUAACUUCGUAUAGAACAUCCACAAAUAUUCCUGUUCCACGUAUUAAUUUAGCUAAUGGAUUAAAGUCAGUUCCACCGGCUUUGCAAAAAGAUGCAUGUACUUCAGGAGUUACCACACCAGUUUUAGAAUUUACUUUAUUAUCUAAAUUAACAGGUGAUUAUCAAUUCGAAUAUUUUUCACAAAUGUCGUUUUGGAAGCUUUGGUCAUCAAAACUGCCAUUAAAUUUAAUGCCAAUGACGAUUGAUCCUGUAUCAAAUCAAUGGAAAGACUCUAUAACUGGAAUUGGAGCAUCAAUCGACUCAUUUUAUGAAUACGCAGCCAAAUCUUCAAUUUUAUUUGAUGAUAAAUACAUGUGGUCAGUUUUUACAACUUCAUAUCAAGCAUUGCUAACGCAUCUGGCUCAGGGAGGUGAAGGAGCUAUGAUAUUCCCAAACGUAGGAACACAAGACGGAGUAGUUUUCAGCGAUUGGAUAGAUUCGUUAGGAGCUUUUUGGUCAGGAUUGCAGGUUUUAACAGGUCAAUUGACUGAUGCAAUAAAAACACAUGUUGUGUACAUGAAGAUUUGGAAUUAUUUUGAUCUGAUACCUGAAAGAUGGAUCUAUGCACAUCAUAAUAAAAAAAACAAAAAGAAGAAAUAUAGAGCUGAGGAUUCAAUUGAAUUGGAAUGGUACCCUUUACGACCCGAAUUUAUUGAAAGUAGUUACUAUUUGUAUCGAGCUACAAAAGAUCCUAUGUAUCUUCAAAUUGGGGAGAGGGUAUUGAACUUAUUUCAAGACAGAUUCAAGGCUCCAUGCGGUUUUAGCGGUAUACAAGAUAUCAAUACUGGUGAAAAACAAAAUAGAAUGGAGACAUUUGUUAUGGGUGAGACAUUGAAGUAUUUAUAUUUAUUAUUUGAUACCAAUGACGAGGUAUUUUUACACAGUUCGGAGAUGAACUCCAAAAAUUGGAUUUUUUCAACUGAAGCUCACCCACUAUGGUUUCACAAGGGUUUAUCUGAGAAAAGAUAUAAUUUUGGCGCUCAAAACUUGAGUAGUUUAAUUAAUGAGAGUUCGAAAUUCACACCUGCAGUUAUCAAGAAUUUAACUAUUCCAACUCCUUUUAUUUUCAAUAUUCCAGAUGAAAAUGGUGUUAUUUCUCACAUUGGUAAAAAAGAUCCAUUCUCAGAUCGAUUUAAAAUUUGUGAAUUGAACCCGUUAAAAAAAUCUUUUAACUCAUUGUUAGAAUCUAGCUAUUAUGGUUGGCCUUAUUUGUUUAAUUCUGAUCAUUCAUUUUCCAAAUCUUUGAAAAAGCCGCCCCAUAUUGAUAAGUCAAAUCUUGACGGAAGUUAUAUCGAAUUGACAAAAGACUUUUAUGACAAAUUUACAUCAUUCGAUACUCCUUUAAUGUGUCCUAGAGUGCACAAUACUCAAAUUUAUGAAAUAUUUUGGGGCGAUAUAAAAUUAUGUGGAAAAACUGAAGUCUCACAGAUCGUACACCUACAACCAAAUAUCACAGAAUCUAUUAUACUACAGAAUGAUUUGUGGGUUCCAACUUUGCAAGGCUUGAGAAUUACUUUCGAGGAAUUGGCACUAGGUUUAGUCGAUUCAAGAAAUGAGUUGAUAACAUCUGACUAUAUUCUGAUGAUUCAAAGUGAUGAAGAUGAAGAUGAAGAAGAAGUUAAAUAUAAAAAGAAAGAUUCGAUUUUGAGGAUAAAGAAAAUUAAUGGUGUGCCUUUAAAGUAUGGCUCAGUAAUUUGGACUUUACCUUUUGCCCCAAAUCCGGAAGAUAAAGGUGCUGUUAGAGUUACCAGCGAAAGUAGAGUUGUAAUUCAAGGAAAAGUGAUAGAGAAUUUAUUAGUAUGGUACGGUUGA